This is a messenger RNA of Neurospora tetrasperma FGSC 2508, 1512 nucleotides long. RefSeq lists its product as uncharacterized. The transcript is spliced from 3 exons. Gene Ontology annotation, cellular component: nucleus. NCBI's taxonomy places the organism in Eukaryota, Fungi, Ascomycota, Sordariomycetes, Sordariales, Sordariaceae. The record is from RefSeq and is a predicted model, not a curated record. Gene Ontology annotation, molecular function: DNA binding. Bases 178 to 1278 code for a protein of 366 amino acids.
CCAUCAUCGCCAACCCACCAAGAACAACGAACCAUUCCCAUCCCAUCUUCAUUUGACGCCGACGACAACGACCACCCCACAUUGUGCCCGUCCAUCACCACUUUGACUCUUGCCAAGAUAAUCUGAACUGGAGUAAUCUUUCUUUUCUAUCGCACAAACAACGACAGAUCAAUCAAGAUGGGCAAAAAGAAGAGAGGACACCCCGACGUCGAGGAGCUCCUUGCUCGUCCAUGGUGUUACUACUGCGAACGUGAUUUUGAGGAUCUCAAGCUCCUGAUCUCCCACCAGAAAGCCAAGCACUUCAAGUGCGACCGAUGCGGCAAGCGACUGAACACGGCUGGCGGUCUCUCCGUCCACAUGAACCAAGUGCACAAGGAAUCGCUCGAUAAGGUUGAGAACGCGCUGCCCAACCGUCAAGGGCUCGACAUUGAGAUCUUCGGCAUGGAGGGUGUCCCCGACGACAUUGUCCAGCAGCACAACCAGCGCAUCAUCACAAACUUUUACACAGCACAGGCCGAGCGCCAUGCCGCCACGGGAAACCCCCCGCCGGGACAGGCUGGUGGCCAGGGACCCGCCAAGAAGAUCAAGAUCGAAACUCCCGAGGAGCUGAAGAAGAGGUUGGCGGACCACAGGGCAAAGGUCGCGGCGAUAAAGGCGAAUGGCGGCGUGCUACCGGUGCCUGUUGUUGCGCCGAAAGCCCAGCCUGCUUCUGUGUCGCCGGUUACUGGACAGAGUCCGGCGCAAGGCGCAUCUCCUCUUCCUCCACCGCAACCAGGAUUCCCGUACCCCCCACCCGUCGGCGUCCCUGGUACCUUCCCGCCCCCAGGACAACCAGGUGUCGUCGGCGCAUAUCCUCCCGUCUACCCCCCUCCCGGCGCGACACCCACACCCCCCGGUGCGCCUGGCGGCCCGGGCUUCAAUCUUCCCGCCAGACCGACGGGCGGAGCCCUCCCGCAGAGACCCCCUUACUACAACAACUACAACGGUGGCGCCGUGCCGCCACCAGGUGCAUACCCCGGCGGAGCCUCGACUGUCGAUGAGCUGGUGUCUGGCGCGGCGAGGCAAGGAGGAGGAGCCCAGGGCGACGAGAUCGAUCAGCUUAUCCGUGCUGCGGAGCAGGGAAGCAAGCCGCCUGCCAGGGCGGGAGAGGACUCUGCUGGUGGGGAGAAGAAGGGUAAGAGUAAGGAUAAGAAUAUGCGCAUGGUAUAUGGGGAUAGCGAAGUCAGUCCGGAGGAGAAGAUGGCGCUGCUGCCGAGAUAUGCGGUUUCUGCGGCGUAGGGCCUCUCCAGGAAUAAACAGAUGGAUCUUGGCCCUCUCUCUAUUGAGAAAAAAAGAAAGCGAUGGGGCCAUUGAGAUGGUAGUUGAAUCUACCCUCGGUGUUGGUAUCACUGGUAUGUCUUGUAUUGUUCGAGGUGAACAUGGCACACGGGGGGGAUGGUGAAUGGGCGUCAAAAGGAUAUUACUGUUCUGUUAAACACUAGGUAUGUCGGUCUUAUCGAGUUGUACUUUGUC